GUGAGGGAUGCUCGGUGCGGGCGGCGGCGGCGGCCCCAGGGCCCGCCAUGGUGUGAGGCGCUGCCGCGAUGAACGGAGCCGUCCCGUCGCUCUACGACCCCAAGGCGCGGGUGCUAAAGCUGGGGGAGAGCUUCGAGAAGCAGCCGCGCUGCGCUUUCCACACCGUCCGCUAUGACUUUAAGCCUGCAUCUAUUGAUAUGUCCUGUGAAGGAGACCUUGAAGUUGGCAAAGGUGAACAGGUGACAAUAACGCUGCCAAAUAUUGAGGGUUCAACUCCACCAGUGACUGUGUUCAAGGGCUCAAAGAAGCCUUACCUAAAAGAAUGUAUCUUAAUUAUCAACCAUGACACUGGAGAAUGUCGCCUAGAGAAACUUAGUAGCAACAUCACUGUGAAAAAAACCAGAGCUGAAGGAAGUAGUAAAGUCCAGUCUCGCAUUGAGCAGCAACAGCAGCAAAUGCGAAAUGCAACAAAGGUUCCAAACAAUGUUAAAAACUCUCCAUCAAAGGAAAAAACGUUUCCAUCUUCUCCUAUGGAUGAUAUUGAACGGGAGCUAAAAGCAGAAGCCAGUAUCAUGGACCAGCUGAGUAGCUCUGACAGUUCAUCUGACUCUAAAAGUUCUUCGUCCUCUUCAUCAAGCAGUGAAAAUAGUUCUAGUGAUUCUGAAGAUGAGGAAAUGAAGCCCUCUCUUCCGAUGUCGAUGCCGUAUUUGCAGCCUCAGCCUACUGUGUCUGCCAUACCCCAACAGGCUGUUCCUGACAAAGAUGCCAGUCAUAACAGAUCCCAAGAGAGCAGCGGUCAUAUGAUGAAUACACUACGAAAUGACUUGCAGCUGAGUGAAUCUGGAAGCGAUAGUGAUGACUGAACAACUUUUUGGCCUUAAAUGUAUCACCUUUUUUUGCUAAAUAUGUCUUAGCAUCUGUUUUGCACUAAGAUUAGAUUACCAGAGACUGGAAUGAAUGUCCUCAGUUUUGAUAAUAGACAUCCUAAUUUUCUACUGACACAUCAUGUCUGUUAUACAGCAGCAUUGAUAUCCUGUCAGUGCUAUGGUUAUGUGUUUAUCUUUCAAAUUACUGUAUUUACAGUAAAAUUGUGUAUGAUCUGAUUUUGAUUAUUUUUGCCUCAGCCACCUGUUUUACUUGAAACUGAUUUGUAAUAGCUAGUUACUUUAUAUAAAUAGCUAUGAAAUGGAGAAAUUUCUGAUAUUUAUGGAGGCAAGUUUCCUUCCUAUCACUUAAAUGCUGAUCUCAUAACUUUGACUUGGAGGGAGAGAAAGAGACAACAACUAAAUGAGGUUUGCUGUGUCAGCUACACAUUUUGUUCAGUUCACAGUUCAUACCUUUAAGGAAACUGCUGAAUAAUGUGGUCCACUAGUGCAGUUACAGUUUACAAUUGUUCAACACAUUGCUGAAUUCUUAAUUUCAUUAUAUAAUGGGACUUUAUAUAUUUCUGAGCCUCAAGAUUCCUAAGGGAACUUGUCUGUUCUCUGCCUGUUUUAUGUAACUUGAAUAGGGCAGUCUUUUUACAACCUUUUUGUAUCUAAAUUUAGGUAACUGCAGAGACAGCAAUGAAUUUCAUUCAUUUAAUUCUGUAACGGAAAUCAGAAAAUUUCUUUGUAGAAGUAUAAAAGUAAUUUAAUAAAGCAAAUGUUUAUC
This is a messenger RNA of Pyrgilauda ruficollis (rufous-necked snowfinch), 1653 nucleotides long. RefSeq names its product ELL associated factor 2 (gene EAF2). The record is from RefSeq and is a predicted model, not a curated record. Gene Ontology annotation, cellular component: super elongation complex. The transcript has 6 exons. Gene Ontology annotation, molecular function: transcription elongation factor activity. Lineage: Eukaryota; Metazoa; Chordata; Aves; Passeriformes; Passeridae. Gene Ontology annotation, biological process: positive regulation of DNA-templated transcription; regulation of transcription elongation by RNA polymerase II. Bases 69 to 863 code for a protein of 264 amino acids.